AUGACAGACACGAGUACUGAUCGGCUGAACCACACUCAUCUCUCCCCCUCUCAUUCCAAUGAUCCAGCUCUUGCAUUUGCCGCGGAACGUGCUGUCGCCAUCCACGCCGUCCUAUCUGCCAGCAAAGUCUGCCAGCGGGUCUUUACAAAGCUCGUCAAUGGUGAAACGAUCACCAAGAAGGACAAGUCUCCCGUCACCAUUGGUGAUUUCAGUGCGCAGGCUGUCAUCAACUCCAUCUUGCACAAAUCCUUCCCCGAAGACCCUAUUGUUGGUGAGGAAGAUUCCAAGGAUUUGAGAGGCGAGGAAGGUCGUCAGAUGAGAGAGAAGGUUUUGGAGUUGGCCAACAGCGGACUCGACCAGGCAUUGUCAGAGGAUUCGCUUCUUGAGACGAUAGACCGCGGAACAUUUGCUGGAGGCGCUCAUGGUCGUAUGUGGGCAUUAGACCCCAUUGACGGCACAAAAGGAUUCUUGAGAGGCGAGCAGUUUGCAGUGUGUUUGGCCCUGAUUGUCGAUGGUCAGGUCCAGGUCGGUGUGAUGGGUUGCCCCAAUCUCCCUGUUGAUGCCAAAGACAAGGAUGGCGAGAAGGGAUGUCUUUUUAUCACUGUAAAGGGUCAGGGCGCAUUCCAGCGUAAUUUCUCAUCGACAGAAGAGACUCCAAUCUCGAUGAGUUCUAUUCAAUCUCUUGCCGACGCGUCCUUCUGUGAGAGUGUUGAGAGCGGGCAUUCGAACCAGAGCGACUCUGCCAGGAUUGCACAUUUGUUGGGAAUCACGAAGGCACCCGUCCGGAUGGACAGUCAAUGCAAGUACUGCUCACUCUCGAGAGGAGAUGCAGAGGUCUACCUGAGGCUGCCGGUCAGCGCCACGUACGAGGAGAAGAUCUGGGACCAUGCCUCUGGUAGUUUGUUGGUCUCUGAGGCAGGCGGUAUUGUGUCUGAUAUUCAUGGUCAACCUCUGGACUUUUCUAAGGGCAGGACGUUGGCGACUAACUCAGGUGUCAUUGCUGCCCAUGCCAAGAUCCAUGGACGUGUCAUUGAAGCUGUCCAGAAGGUGCUCUUCCCCGAGGGCAAGCUGUAA
Linnemannia hyalina is the source of this 1074-nucleotide messenger RNA. The record is from the annotation of a GenBank genome assembly. NCBI's taxonomy places the organism in Eukaryota, Fungi, Mortierellomycota, Mortierellomycetes, Mortierellales, Mortierellaceae.